This is a messenger RNA of Populus euphratica (Euphrates poplar), 2207 nucleotides long. RefSeq names its product proline-rich receptor-like protein kinase PERK5. Gene Ontology annotation, molecular function: ATP binding; protein kinase activity. The record is from RefSeq and is a predicted model, not a curated record. The transcript has 8 exons. Gene Ontology annotation, biological process: protein phosphorylation. The coding region runs from base 36 to 2015 and encodes 659 amino acids. Lineage: Eukaryota; Viridiplantae; Streptophyta; Magnoliopsida; Malpighiales; Salicaceae.
UUCGACGAUAAUAUUGGUUGGCAAGUAUUCCUACCAUGUCUUCCCCCGCGCCUGAAGAAUCUCCACUUUCUCCACCACCAUCAUCUGCACCACCUCCGUCGUUAAAAGAGCCGCCGCCGCCACCAUUGGAGUCAUCGCCACCUCUAUCCACAUCCCCGCCCCCGAUAGAGGUCUCUCCAUCACCACCACCACCGCCAACAGAGUCCACACCACCCUCUGAUCAAAGCUCGCCCUCACCACCGCCACCAGAAAACUCCGAUUCUUCACCACCACCACCACCACCACCUUCCUCUUCUAAGGAAAAUAACUCACCACCUCCUCCCCCGACAACAAAAGAUAAUGGUAGUAAUAUUUGGUCGCCUCCACCACCUCCAUCAUCAUCCAAGUCUCGCAACUCGCCACCUCCACCACGAUCUCUAGGACAAUCAGGGAAUUCGUCACCGAACAAUACCCCUGCUACAUCUUCAGGCAAUGGGGAUGAAGCUAACCUUGUACCAAUUAUAGCAGGAGCCGUGGUUGGAGCAGGGUUAUUGUUGCUGCUUGCCCUGCUUGUAUUUUUAUGUACAUGCAGAACAAAAAAGAAGAGAUCGCCACAUCAUGAUUACUACAAAGAUUACUCCCCUGCACCCAAAGCCGCAGGUGGUCUUUAUUACAACGCAACACCUCUUCAACAACCUGUUAGUAAUGGGCACAAUGAAAGCAAGCUCACAGAGCAAGUUGUAAAUCUUCCUCCACCUCCUGGUGGAGGAUAUGGAGCUUGGUCACCCGCACCACCACCACCACCACCACCUCAAGUUGCAAUUAUGUCAAGUAGUGAAAUGAGUUCCAAUUACUCUGGCUCACACAGUUCGUCAGGAUUGCCUCCAUCACACCCGUCCCUGGCUCUUGGGUUCACCAAGAGCAGCUUCAGCUACGGUGAAUUAGCAGCAGCAACUGCAGGAUUUUCUCAAGCUAAUCUAAUAGGCCAGGGAGGUUUUGGUUAUGUGCAUAAAGGGGCGUUGCCUAAUGGCAAGGAAAUUGCAGUUAAGAGUCUCAAAACUGGUAGCGGACAAGGAGAUCGAGAAUUUCAAGCUGAGGUUGAGAUUAUUAGCCGCGUCCAUCAUCGCCACCUCGUGUCCCUUGUUGGUUAUUGCAUUGAAGGAGGUCAAAGAUUGUUGGUUUAUGAGUUCGUCCCCAAUUCCACCCUUGAAUUUCACCUUCAUGGUAAGGGUCAUCCGACCAUGGGCUGGCCUACUAGGCUCAAAAUUGCCCUGGGAUCGGCCAGAGGACUUGCAUACUUGCAUGAAGACUGCCACCCACGCAUUAUCCACAGGGACAUUAAAGCAGCAAAUAUUCUGCUUGACUACAGUUUCGAAGCUAUGGUGGCAGAUUUUGGUUUGGCUAAGCUAUCUUCAGACAACUAUACUCAUGUAUCUACACGAAUAAUGGGAACAUUCGGGUACUUGGCUCCAGAGUAUGCUUCGAGCGGCAAGCUUACCGAUAAAUCUGAUGUUUUCUCCUUCGGUGUCAUGCUAUUGGAACUAAUAACUGGACGUCGACCUGUGGAUCUCUCCGGGGACAUGGAUGACAGCUUGGUAGACUGGGCUAGACCCUUGUGUGCAAAAGCACUAGAAGAUGGAAACUACGAUGAGUUGGUUGAUCCAGCUUUGGAGGGCAAUUACGAUCUCCAGGAGAUGGCAUGCAUGGUAGCAUGCGCUGGUGCAUCAGUUAGUCAUUCAGCAAAGAGGAGGCCGAAAAUGAGCCGGAUUGUACGAGCACUUGAAGGUGAAGUUUCCUUGGACGAAGGGAGGAAAGCUGGCCUAAUCUUCAGCUCCACUUCCAGUUCUGAUUAUGACCAAAGCUCAUACAGUACAGAUAUGCGGAGGUUUAGGAGGACGGCAUUAGACAGCAACGAUUAUGUAAGCAGCGAAUUUGGUCACACGAGCGAGUACGGGCUGAAUCCUUCCUCUUCCAGCAGUGAAGAAAUGAGUCAAAUGGCCAAGAGUCGGGCAGGGAGUCAGAGACGCAGCCCUUGAGAAUUCUCAAAAUUUCAAACUUCCCAAGACCAUCGAAAAUCAUUUCAAUUUGAGUAUAUAGUUUAUACAAUAUUAUUAAGAGCAGGAUUGUGUAGAAUUAAGUCUAUAUGUUUUCAGUUAUUUCACGAGUGAAGGACUUUUACCAUGCAUGACUGUAAUUAUACAGGCGUGGCCAUGAAUAUUGAAAAAAAA